This is a messenger RNA of Penicillium digitatum Pd1, 699 nucleotides long. RefSeq lists its product as uncharacterized. Gene Ontology annotation, cellular component: RNA polymerase I upstream activating factor complex. Gene Ontology annotation, biological process: nucleolar large rRNA transcription by RNA polymerase I. Gene Ontology annotation, molecular function: RNA polymerase I cis-regulatory region sequence-specific DNA binding. NCBI's taxonomy places the organism in Eukaryota, Fungi, Ascomycota, Eurotiomycetes, Eurotiales, Aspergillaceae. The record is from RefSeq and is a predicted model, not a curated record.
AUGUCUGUUGCCAGGUCACCUAGCUUGGAUGAAGAUAGCUUUGUCGAGCCAGUCGAAGAGACGCAAGAUGCACUGGACGAUAAGCCUUCGAGGUACACAAGACGCCGCGCCAACGUCUUUGAUGCGGUAGCUGGUCGAGUCAACGCCCGGGGUGUUCACCCACACCGUACAGUUGCCUCUCAACACCGCGAUACAGCCUCGACAAACGCUCGAAGUUUGCGUCCAGAGGAGCUUCUAUAUCGCAAGCAGAACAUUCCAGCAGAAUCAAUCGAGGAGAAAAUCUACUUCGCACAUGAGAAUCUUUCCUCUGAUCAAACUCUUCCGAACUCCGAACUCCUUGAGACGAUACAUGCCUAUGCGGCCGACUACUACGAAUACGCUACGGCAGACAACGGCAAGGAUGACUAUCAGACCAUGGAUGAGACAGCACUGCUUGCACUGGGGAUCCUGAUCGAAGAGAUGGCCAAGGAGGAACUGGGAGAAACCGGAGAUCUAGCUCUGGUUGAAGGACAAGAGCUGUCGGGGGAAGAGGAUGAAAAGACAGCACCCGAGAGCGACACCACAACUAAACUGGCAGCACGAGCAGCGCGAAGAAAACGAGCAAACAGUACUGUCCGUCAAAGAUCAAAACGACGCAAGUUGGCUCGUUCUGUUUCUGUUACAACCGAUUUCGACACCGAGAUUGAUGAAAGAAGAUGA